Messenger RNA from Lynx canadensis (Canada lynx), 4859 nucleotides. It is a transcript of the gene ZNF574, whose product is annotated as zinc finger protein 574. The coding region runs from base 1876 to 4566 and encodes 896 amino acids. Gene Ontology annotation, molecular function: RNA polymerase II transcription regulatory region sequence-specific DNA binding; DNA-binding transcription factor activity, RNA polymerase II-specific. Gene Ontology annotation, biological process: regulation of transcription by RNA polymerase II. The record is from RefSeq and is a predicted model, not a curated record. Lineage: Eukaryota; Metazoa; Chordata; Mammalia; Carnivora; Felidae. Gene Ontology annotation, cellular component: nucleus. The transcript is spliced from 2 exons.
GCCUGGGUGGGAAGGGAGGCGUUUGGGCUGCCUCUAGGAGAGGCUCCAAGGCUCAUCGGGGCCAUGGUCUGGCCGCGGGCCGUCUAGGACCGGAGGGGGGUGGGGUGGAAGGUUAGAGGCGGCCUGGGUGUCCGGGGAGGGGGGUAGGGCGUGAGGAAAGAGGUAAUGAAGUUAACAUAAAGAGAAAACCUAGUUAUGCUUGUAAGGAAUCAGACCAGUGACAGGGAUUUGGUGUGAAAAGAUGGUAGCAAAUGGAUAUCCUUGGAGGGGAGAUUUAGAGUUGAGGGCGAGGUCCGAGUGUGGAGAAUGGGGUUACGUUAACGUGAAAAGGAGUUAAACCAAAGGGGGGUGGAUACCACUGGAAUGGGCUGAGAGGAGUCUCUGUGCAUAGGGUUAUGUUAUGUAAAAAGGGUGGGUGUCCCCAGGAUAGGUUGGGUAGAGGUAAUGUUUUGAAAAGUAGGGAAUUCGGUCAGAUGAAGAGUAGGAAUUGGGUAUCGGUGUGCUGGAUGGGGGAGGGUCUUGGUAUCUCUGGAAUGAGAAUGAGAUGUUAGGCUGACAAGAAGUUAGGGGUCUGGGUAUCCCCAGGGUAAUAAGCUGGUGAGAGGGUUCUGGGUGUAAGGAAGAGGGGUUUGGCUAUCCUCUGGGUUGGGGGCUGGAGGGAUUCGACAUAAUAGUAAGAUAGGGUCUGAGUAUUUCUAAAGGGGUUUUGGGUAGUAGGAAAAGUGUGCGUGAAAGUUUUAAGGCUCUGUGAGGGGUAGUCUGGAUAUUCCUGGAUUGCGUUAUCUUUCUGCAGAGAUCUUUCUGCAAAGCAGAGAAACUAAGUUGUUAAUGAAGAGGAGGUCUGAUUAUCGCUGGAGUGGGUUAGGGUGGGUUUGGCCUUUUUGCAAAGAAGAGGGGCUUAGGUUGAUAUGAAGAGGGGAUCUGGGCGUCCCUAGAUGGGUUAGGGAGGGAGGGUGGGGUCUUUUUUGCAAAUAAGAAAAUACUAGGUUAAUAAUGCGAAAGGGGGUCUGGGUGUCCCUGGCGUGGGUUUGUAAGGAAGGGUUUAAGUUGAUGUGAAGGUGGUAUGUGGGCAUCCCUGAGAUGGGUUAGGGUGGGUCAUUUUGUAAAGAAGAGGAGCUGAAGUUGACAUGAAGAGGGGUGUGGGUAUCCCCAUAGUGGUUGGGGUGGUUGUGUAUGAAGAUGAGGCAUUUAAGUCAAUGUGAAGAGGGGAUCUGGGUACCGGAGAGGACAUAAGGAUUGUAGGUGAGGUCUCAGCGUAAAGAAGAGGUAAUUACGGUGAAGAGUAUCUUGAAUUAGGGUGGUGAGUAGAAUCCAGGUGUGAAGAAAGGGUUAGGUGUUUUUGAAAUGGGGCUGGGUAAUCUGGAUAGGGGGUUGGGUUGUAGGAGAGGGCUUUGGUAUAUAGAGAGAAAUUUGAAGUCGGGGAUCUGGGUAUCAUGGGGAGUGGUGAAGGGGGAAAAAGUGUAAAAUGUGAUGGGUUAGGCCAACAUGAGACAAGUUGAUUGAGGGAAGGGAGAGUUUGAGGAGUCUGGGCACCAGAGGGAGAGACCGUGUAUACUAGAUGUUGGGGGUAAAGGAGAGGGACUGUACCCUGUGAAGGCCCUGAAAGUGGCGGGCCCCUGUGGCAGUCCUCUGGGUGUAAAUAGAAGUCAGGAACCUGGGGGAGGGAACAAAGGGGGAGUGAGGCUGGGAGAAGUGGCAGCGGUCAGGGCCUGUGAGGACGCUCCCGGGCACCUGGGAGCGGGAAUGGGGUAGCGAGUUGGUAAGAAGAGGAAGUCAGUGGAAGGAGGUUUGAGUGGAGAAGACACAGGCUCCUGUGUGAUGGGCGUGGCUGUGGGCCAGCUGUGAGGCACGGGAGCCCAGGGCCUCACUGCCACCAUGACUGAGGAGUCGGAGGAGACGGUCCUGUACAUUGAGCACCGCUAUGUCUGCUCUGAGUGCAACCAGCUGUAUGGAUCCCUGGAGGAGGUGCUCAUGCACCAGAACUCCCAUGUGCCUCAGCAGCACUUUGAGCUGGUGGGCGUGGCUGACCCUGGAGUCACUGUAGCCACAGAGGCAGCUUCCGGCACGGGCCUCUAUCAGACCCUGGUGCAGGAGAGCCAGUACCAGUGCCUAGAGUGCGGGCAGCUGCUGAUGUCGCCCAGCCAGCUUCUGGAGCACCAGGAGCUGCACCUGAAGAUGAUGGCUCCCCAGGAGGCAGUGCCAGCCGAGCCACCACCCAAGGCACCUGCCCUGAGCUCUAGUACCAUCCACUACGAGUGUGUGGAUUGCAAGGCUCUCUUCGCCAGCCAGGAGCUCUGGCUGAACCACCGGCAGACGCACCUCCGGGGCACUCCCACCAAGCCUCCGGCCCCGGUUGUCCUGGGGUCCCCGGUUGUCCUGGGGCCCCCUGUGGGCCAGGCCCGCGUGGCUGUGGAGCACUCAUACCGCAAGGCAGAAGAGGGUGGGGAGGGGGCCGCUGUCCCUUCUGCUGCUGCCACCACCGCUGAGGUGGUGACUGAGGUGGAGCUGCUCCUCUACAAAUGCUCCGAGUGCUCCCAGCUCUUCCAGCUUCCGGCCGACUUCCUGGAACACCAGGCCACCCACUUCCCUGCUCCUGCCCCGGAGGCCGAGGAGCCUGCCUUGCAGCAGGACACCCUGACUCCGUCCCCUGCAGAGGUGCCCGCGUCUCAGCCUGAUCCCCUGCCGUCCUCUGACCACAGUUACGAGCUGCGCAACGGUGAAGCCGUUGGGCGCGAUCGCCGGGGGCGCAAGACCCGCAGGAACAACAGCGGAGAGCCGGGCGGGACGGCCGCCCAGGAGCUCUUUUGCUCCGCCUGUGACCAGCUCUUUCUCUCCCCUCACCAGCUACAGCAGCACCUGCGGAGUCACCGGGAGGGCGUCUUUAAGUGCCCUCUGUGCAGUCGUGUGUUCCCCAGCCCUUCCAGUCUGGACCAGCACCUUGGAGACCACAGCAGCGAGUCUCACUUCCUGUGCGUGGACUGCGGCCUGGCCUUUGGCACCGAGGCCCUCCUCCUGGCCCACCGGCGAGCCCACACCCCGAAUCCUCUGCAUUCGUGUCCGUGUGGAAAGACGUUUGUCAACCUCACCAAGUUCCUGUAUCAUCGGCGUACGCACGGGGCGGGGGGUGUCCCUCUGCCCACAACACCAGUCCCGCCAGAGGAGCCUGUCAUUGGUUUCCCUGAGCCAGCCGCAGCAGAGACUGGAGACGCAGACGCCCCGGAGCCCCCUGUGACCGAAGAGAGCCCGGGAGGGCCCGCCGCCCCAGGCACCUACCGCUGCCUCCUGUGCAGCCGCGAAUUUGGCAAGGCGUUGCAGCUGACCCGGCACCAGCGUUUCGUGCACCGGCUGGAGCGGCGACACAAGUGUGGCAUCUGCGGCAAGAUGUUUAAGAAGAAGUCUCACGUGCGUAACCACCUGCGCACGCACACGGGCGAGCGGCCCUUCCCCUGCCCGGACUGCUCCAAGCCCUUCAACUCGCCCGCCAACCUGGCACGCCACCGGCUCACGCACACGGGGGAGCGGCCCUACCGGUGCGGGGACUGUGGCAAGGCUUUCACGCAGAGCUCCACCCUGAGGCAGCAUCGCCUGGUGCACGCCCAGCACUUCCCCUACCGCUGCCAGGAGUGCGGGGUGCGUUUCCACCGCCCCUACCGCCUGCUCAUGCACCGCUACCACCACACGGGCGAGUACCCCUACAAGUGUCGCGAGUGCCCCCGCUCCUUCUUGCUGCGCCGGCUGCUGGAGGUGCACCAGCUCGUGGCCCACGCUGGGCGCCAGCCCCACCGCUGCCCAUCCUGCGGGGCUGCCUUCCCUUCCUCGCUGCGGCUCCGCGAGCACCGCUGCGCGGCUGCUGCCGCACAGGCCCCGCGGCGCUUCGAGUGCGGCACCUGCGGCAAGAAAGUGGGCUCGGCUGCCCGGUUGCAGGCGCACGAGGCGGCGCACGCGGCUGCCGGGCCCGGAGAGGUCCUGGCUAAGGAGCCCCCUGCCCCUCGGGCCCCUCGGGCCGCUCGCACGCCUGUGGCCGCCCCGACCGCCUUGGGGGGCGCGGCCCCCGCGGCCCCCGCGGCCCCGGCCCGACGCCGGGGCCUGGAGUGUAGCGAGUGUAAGAAGCUGUUCAGUACAGAGACGUCGUUGCAGGUACACCGGCGCAUCCACACGGGCGAGCGGCCGUACCCGUGUCCGGACUGCGGCAAGGCCUUCCGCCAGAGCACCCACCUGAAGGACCACCGGCGCCUGCACACAGGCGAGCGGCCCUUUGCCUGCGAGGUGUGUGGCAAGGCCUUCGCCAUCUCCAUGCGCUUGGCAGAGCAUCGCCGCAUUCACACGGGUGAGCGGCCCUACUCGUGCCCAGACUGUGGCAAGAGCUACCGCUCCUUCUCCAACCUGUGGAAACACCGCAAGACCCACCAGCAGCAGCAUCAGGCCGCCGUGCGCCAGCAGCUGGCAGAGGCGGAGGCUGCCGUGGGGCUGGCCGUCAUGGAGACUGCGGCAGAGGCGCUGCCCCUGGUGGAGGCCAUCGAGAUCUACCCUCUGGCUGAGGCCGAGGGGGUCCAGAUCAGCGGCUGACCCCGUCCCUUCUCCCCCUUCAGCACCGCCAUGUCCCGUUGCUGAAGAACCUCCUCCAGCAUUCCCUCAAAUCUGUAGAUACCGUGCCCCUCUCUCCAUCUCUCCCAACAGCCGUGUAAGUUCUGUAACUGGAUUUAUUCUCUCUUGUGAGGGGGUUGCUCUGGGGUCCUUGAUGUGCGUAAAGGUGCCCCCCCCCCCACCUUCCACCUUUUAGCACUGGUGGUCCCAAGAUGGAACAGUCAAUAAAGACUGAGUUGGACGUUUAUGUGUUUCUGUCUGGCCCAGCUGUGUGG